Molecule: messenger RNA, 1353 nt
Organism: Miscanthus lutarioriparius
Lineage: Eukaryota; Viridiplantae; Streptophyta; Magnoliopsida; Poales; Poaceae
Source: the annotation of a GenBank genome assembly
AUGGCGUCCCCCUCCCUCGCUGCCGCGGCCACCAGCCCCGCCUCCUCCCCACUAACCCUAGACGCCAUCCCCCUCGCCUCCCGCCCCGCCCCCGGAGGCGCCGCCACCGCCGCCGCCCCGCGCAAGCGGUCGGUCCUCCUCCUCGACCACCGUCCGCACCCUGCCUCCCCUACGCCCCCGCUCCUCUCCUCAACUGCCGCCACCGCCGCCGCCGCCGCUGCCGCGUCCGCUCCGCACGCGCGCCGCAAAAAGACCUCCCACCCGCCCCGGCCGCGGUGGCAGACCGUGCUCAGCAUCGCCGCCAAGAACGCGACCCUCCUCGCCGCGCUGCUCUAUCUCGGGGGCCUCGCCUGGCGCUGGUCCCACCCGCCCCCGCCCUCCCCGCCGCCCGACCGCGCCGCGCUCGAGGGCUACGCCGCCCGCGUCGACGAGGUCGAGGCCUCCCUCGCCCGCACCUUCCGGAUGAUCCAGGUGCAGCUCGAGGCCGUCGACCGCAAGAUCGACGGCGAGGUCGGCGCCGCCAGGGGCGACCUUCUCUCUCUGCUGGAGGAGAAGCGGCUCGCGCUCGAGGGCCAACUCACCCGCCUCGACGCCAGGGCCGGUGAGCUCGGCGACGCGCUGGACGGGCUCAAGCGGAUGGAGUUCCUCCGGAAGGACGAGUUUGAGAAGUUCUGGGACGAGUUGAAGGGGAGUCUCGGCUCGGGUUCCGGGAGCGAGGUUGAUCUGGACCAGGUUCGUGCGUUGGCCAGGGAGAUCGUCAUGAGGGAGAUUGAGAAGCAUGCCGCAGAUGGGAUCGGCAGGGUUGACUACGCCGUGGCCUCAGGUGGGGGAAGAGUUGUCCGGCAUUCGGAGGCCUAUUUGCCUAAACGUGGUGGUUUGAUGGGCUGGAUGCCUGGAGGUGACGUGGGGCCGAAGCCAGAGAAGAUGCUUCAACCGAGCUUUGGGGAGCCUGGACAGUGCUUUGCCAUGCAGGGUAGCAGUGGGUUUGUUGAGAUCAAGCUCAAGUCUGGAAUACUUCCUGAGGCAGUAACACUUGAGCAUGUGUCUAAGGAUGUGGCGUAUGACAGGUCUACAGCUCCAAAAGACUGUCUGGUGUCUGGAUGGUACGAGGAGACUCCUGGUGAGACCCAAUCGGGUUAUGCUGCAAAGAUGGCUUUGGCGGAGUUCACGUAUGACUUGGAGAAGAACAAUGUGCAGACAUUUGAUGUGUCAGCCCCAGAUGUAGGCGUGAUCAAUAUGAUCCGGUUGGAUUUCACUUCGAAUCACGGAAGCUCGCUGCUGACAUGCAUCUACCGCCUCCGGGUCCAUGGCCAUGAACCGGUCUCUCCAGGAACCGCAGGUUUUCAGGCCUGA